AUGGAUAUUUUUGGAGGAGCUCCUCGCCUUUUGGGCUAUCCCCGCCCUAUAGUGGCAAAGUGCGGCACAGUUGCAACACUGAGGUGCCAAAUUGAUGGUGACCCUCGUCCUGAUGUGAUCUGGGAGCGUAAAAGUGUCCAGAUCCUGUCUGAUGGACACUACAAGCUUUCUGAGGAGGGGAAAGCUUACCUUCUAAUCAUUAAUGGGGUGACUCUGCAUGAUGCUGGCCAGUAUAUUUGCAAGGCCAAAAAUAGCAUAGGUGAAACCUAUGCCGCAGCCUCCCUGAAAGUAGAAGGAGAGGCCCAGCCACAAGACGGGGGGCAAAGGCAAUUAGCAGUCAAUGGUGUGAAGCAGCCAACAAAGGAAAAUGGUGAGCUCCAAGGACAACUGAAUGGCUUCUGUACAAUGCCAAAUGAGCACAGGUGGAACAGCAAGUUAAAUGAAGCUCGAGAAGAGGUUGAUCAAACUUCUGAGGACAAACCUCGAUUUCUCAUCAAGCCUCUCUCUCUGAGGGUGGAUCGGGGAGAAGACGCUGCCUUCUCCUGCAAAAUCUGGGGGACUCCUCUUCCAGAGGUAACAUGGGAGAAAGACGGGAAGAAGUUGAAUGACAUCUUCGAGAGCGCACACUUCAGCGUGAACAAUCAAGAUGGCGGCUGGUUCCAGCUCAAGAUCUACAGGACACGCAUGCCAGACAAAGGGGUCUACACCUGCAGGGCCACCAACUGCCAUGGCGAGGCCCUGGCAGGUGCUGUCCUGCUUGUUGAGCCUGUACCGGAGCGGGGCGACAGUAAGAAGUCCUCAAAUGGUCAGGCAAGCAGCCAAUGGUCGCCAAAGCACAGGGGUGGGAGGCUCAGCUUGUCAAGGCUUACAGAGGAGCAAACUGUCAAUGCUUCUAAAGCAAAGAAGUUUGCAGUGGCAGAGGGGAAACACGCCAAGUUCCGCUGCUUUGUAACAGGGAAGCCUAAGCCAGAGAUCAUUUGGAAGAAAGAUGGGGUUCCCCUAGAGCCAGGGAGGCGUCAUUUGGUAUUUGAGGACAGAGAGGGUUACUACACACUGAAGGUUCUGUACUGUAAAGUGCAGGAUACAGGACUGUAUGUGUGUGCAGCAUCAAAUGCUCUUGGAAACACACUCAGCGCUGUUCACCUGUCUGUGAAAGGCCCAGCUGUGCGGUUCAGGUGUCCUUUAAAAGACGUAGAGGUAAGGGAGAGGGAUGUGGCCGUGUUGGAGUGCGAGGUCCCUGAUGAGUCAAUCCCAUCAGCCUGGUACCUGGAGGACCAGCGGCUGAUGCCCAGCAGUAAGUACGGCAUGGAGCAGAAAGGAACCAGACGGAGAUUGACCAUCCAUGAUGUUGGGACGGACGACGAUGGAGUGUAUCUCUGCGAGAUGCCAGAUGGAGCAAAAAGCAUCGCAGAGCUGUCAGUGAAAGGUACAAUUAUUCGUAAGCUUCCCCGAAAGCUGGAGGUCCUGGAGGGUGAGAACGCCGUGUUCUGCGUGGAAGUGGAAAGCGACGAAAUGGAGAUCCACUGGUUCAAAGACGGCCUGAAACUGCACGAGACUCAUCAAACGAUCCUGAAGUCUUUCGGAAAAACUCACAUUCUGGUCUUCGUCAACGUGACCUAUCAAGACUCAGGUGUAGUGACCUUUGUCGCAGGAAGCUCCAAGACCUCGUCACGUCUCAAGGUUAAAGCCACAAGACAUAGCCCUCCUAUCUGUCCUGUCGGAGUCAAAAUGGACGAGGAUCGCCCCAACAGUGCUCUGCUUACCUGGGUGCCAGCCCCCAACAGCCAGACCUCCACCCGAUCCAUCUUUGUUGUGGAGAGACAGGAAGUUGGCUCCCAAGAGUGGCAGAAGUGUUUCACCUCAGAGACUGCGACUACAGCUGAGGUCGCUGGUGACAGCGUGCCAUGUGAAGGCGACUACCGGUUCCGUGUUUGCUGCAUCAACAAGUACGGGAGAAGCGGUCAUGUGGAGUUUCCCAAAGCUGUCCAUCUGGUUCCUGGACCCAAGAUUCACUGUAACAUGAAAGGCUGUGAAGUUGUAGAAGGAGAAGACGCCCACUUCUCCAUUGAACUGUCUGCAACAAUGGUUGGAACCUGGUUUUUAAAUAGCGCACAACUGCAACAUGGCGGCCGAUAUUCAGUACAACAGUCCCAAACAAAGCACUCAUUGGUUAUUCGUGAAACUUGCGCUGCAGAGGACACAGCAGAGAUCACAUUUAUAGCCAACGGAGUCAGAGAUUCAGCUGUACUCAGAGUGAAACCUGCAGUCAUAAAAUUCAGUCCUCUGUCAGACUUAGACAGCAAAAAAAGGGUGGACAUAGGUGAUGCUAUUGUGCUCUACUGUGAAGUCUCCCACCCCUUUGCAAAAGUAUCCUGGUUCAAAGAUGGCAAGGAGAUGGAGGUGACCGAUGGUCUUAACAUCCAAGCAGAUGGGAACAUGAGGAGAAUUGUGAUCCAAUCAGCUGAUGCAUCUCACUCUGGAGUUUACGCAUGUGAAACUUCUGGAGAUGUCAUCAAAUUCAAUGUGGAUGUUGCAGGUCGACCUGUGGAGUUUACUCCCGUCCCAGAAGAGGAGCUCCAUAAGAGCAGUAUGGAGCUGGACCCUGUGGUGCUCCUCUGUCAUGUCUCUGCAGAAGAUGCAGAGGUUGUGUGGUAUAAGGAUGGCUGUGAGGUAAAGCCCAGUGACAAAAUCACUCUGCAGGCAGAGGGGACCAUGAGGAGGCUGAUCAUUCGCUCUGCAGAGACGUCAGAUGCUGGAAGCUAUACCUGCCAAGCAGGAAACAACAACAUAGAGUUCACUGUCAAUAUCAAAGAGCCGCCAGUGAUGAUUGUUGAACCUAAGGAUGAUAUUGUGAUGGAGGGCUACGUCUCAGAGGAGAUCCACCUGCAGUGCGAGUUGUCCCGAUCCAGCGGGAAGGUGUGUUGGUUCAAGGACGGCCAGGAGGUGGAGGAAAGCAACAACGUCCAGUUGAUAUCAGAAGGUCCUUACCGGAGGCUGAGCAUUCUCUCUGGCUCAGUGGAGGAUGGUGGAGAAUAUGUUUGUGAAACUGAUGGGGACUCUGUCUUCUUCCAGCUUUCUGUCAAAGAACCACUAGUAAGAAUAAUUUCCCCCAGUGAAUCUGACUUGGAAUUGACUCAUUUGGCCCCUGAGAGGCUGGAGCUCAGCUGUGAGAUCUCCCAGGCCGAUGCCCCUGUCCGGUGGUAUAAGGACAGCCUGGAGGUAGAGGAGGGUCCUAAUUUGAUCCUGAAGGUGGAUGGGGCCCAACGUAGACUGAUCAUACCUUUCACCACUGUGGAAGAUGGGGAAUACAUAUGUGACACUGAAGAUGAUUCUGUUGCCUUCCUUGUGACUAUUACAGAGUCACCAGUGACGCUUACUCGUCCCCAAAACAUGCUUGACAGACUGGAGAGUUUAACCGGCAAACCAAUCGUGCUGGAGAUCAAGGUGUCCCGGCCAAGUGCUGAAGUCACAUGGUGGCUAAAUGGCAGAGAAAUACAAGAGAGCAGUAAUGUCACCAUCACAGAGGACGGACUGAUCCACCGUCUGACCAUCCACUCUCCUACCCCAGAGGAUUCUGGGAAGUACACCUGUGAUGCUGUAGAUGAUAAAAUUGAUUUCCAGGUCAAAGUUUCAGAGCCUCCAGUGAAGAUCCUAAGAAAGUCAGAGAUUAAGACAAAUCUAAAAUCUCUGAUUUCUGAUGACAUUGUGCUGGAGUGCGAGCUGUCCAGAGCUAAUGCCGUAGCCAAGUGGUACAAGGAUAACUGCCGUGUUGAGGGUGAUGAAAGGUUCUGCGAAGAAGAAGAAGGUGCUUUCCGCUCGCUGGUCAUCCUAAACACUGAGAUUGGAGACUCAGGAGAGUACUUCCUGGAUGUUGGAGAUGACAGCAUCAGCUUCCAGGUUACAGUAGAAGAGCCUCCAGUGAGAAUUGUGGGUAACUCAAAUGACCCUGACUACCAAGAGAUGAUGGCAGGGGAAGACCUAAUCCUGGCAUGUGAAGUGUCCCGGGACAAUGCCCCUGCUCAGUGGUACUUCAAUGACCGUCUGCUUUCUGAAGACUCCCGUACAUAUAUUGAGACCUACGGCACUUUGAGAAAAAUUAUCAUCUCAAAUGUCCAGCCAUCAGAUUCUGGGAAGUAUGUGUGUGAUGCCGUGGACGACAAGAUGAUCAGCAUUGUCAGGAUUCAAGUGCCAAGAGUAGUGGAGUUCCUGACAGAGCUCCACAACACCACUGUUCUUGAAGGAGAAGAUGCCACAUUUAAGUGUGUUGUUUCCCCUGAGGAUGUCCAGUUGGUCUGGCUCAUGGAUAAUGAGCCUAUCACCCUGGGUGAUCGUUUCCAGGCAAACCAGAACGGUUUGUGUCAAACCUUGGUCAUCAAAAAGUGUCAGAUGUUGGACUGUUCGAAGAUUACAGCAGAGGCUGAGGGACAAAUCAGCAAAGCAAGCCUCAAAGUUAACGAGGCCCAGGUCAUGUUUACGAAGAAAAUGGAGGCUGUAAUGGCAGAAGAGUUUGGUGACGCCACCUUAGAGACAGAGAUCAGCCUUGAGACAGGAGAAGUACAGUGGAUGAGGCAAGGAGUGGUCAUCCAGCCUGGUCCAAGACACACCCUAUCACAGAAUGGCUGUAAACGCAGUUUGAGCAUCCAGAACCUGACUCUGGCCGACCGGGGGACCUAUCGCUGUGAGACCCUGCAUGACCGGGCCCAGGUCAAGCUCAAUGUGGAACCCCGUAAAAUCUCCAUCCGCAAAGGCCUAACUGAUCAGGAAACCUUUGAACGAGAGACAGCCUCCUUCGAAGUGGAGCUCUCGCACACGGAUGUGGAGGGAAUUUGGCAGAAGGAUGGCAUUCGAGUGAAACCGAACAACCAGUUUCGGGUGAGCACCAAUGGAUUAGUCCAUGGCCUCACCCUGUCAAAUCUCACCCUGGAGGAUACGGGCACUAUCGUCUUCUCAGCUGAAGGGGUACGCACCACUGCAAGGCUCACUGUCAAAGAGACUCCGGUGACUAUCCUGAGACCACUUUCCGAUGUUCGUGUGGAGGAGGAAUGCUCGGCCACUUUGGAGUGUGAAUUCUCCAGACAAAUUGUUGAAGUCAGAUGGCUUAAGAAUGGGACGGAGCUGAAGCCAGGAAAGAACUGUCGGAUCUACUCCAUGGGGCGAAAGCGUUUCUGUCAGAUUUUGCUGUGCUCUCUGGCUGACUCUGGCUCCUACACAUGUGACACAGGAGACAUCAACACUUCCUGUUCACUGGAGGUUUAUGAGCACAAGUUGGAGUUAGUGCACGAUCUGGAGGACCUUUACAUCCAGGAGGACCACAACGCUGUCUUCAUGUGUGAGGUUUCUCUGGAAGACGUCCCAGGAGAGUGGUACAAAGAUGGGCACAAGAUCCGGCCCACUAGCACCAUCAAGAUCCGCACUGAAGGGACCAAACACUUCCUACUCAUGUGUAACGUCACAGCUGAGGACGCUGGGGAAAUCCGCUUUACAGCCAAGGAUAUAGAGUCCACGGCUUACCUUGAAGUAGAAGAGCUUCCUGUCACCAUCGUAAAACCCCUGCGAGAUCGAACAGCCCUGGAGAAGCACAGAGUGAUCCUUGAAUGCACCGUUUCUUCGCCUCGCUGCAGCGCCACCUGGUAUAAGGGCACAGAGGAGCUCGCUCCCUCGGAUCGAGUUGAGAUCCUGGCAGAUGAAUGCUCCCACAAACUAGUCAUCUUGCAGGCGUCAGUGGAGGACGAGGGCACCUACAGCAUCGAGGUUGGGGAGCACACAUGUAAAGCCAAACUGAUGGUGGAAGCCCAAGCGCUUGUAAUUGUCAAAGAACUAGAGGAUGAGGAGGUGACUGAGUCGGAGGCAGCGUGUUUCCAGUGCGAGGUAUCUGUCGACAUAAACAAGGCCCCCGUUUGGACUCUGAAUGGAGAGGCUCUUCAGCCAGGCCCCUUCGUUCGAGUUGAAAGCCACGGGACAGUCCACAAACUCACCCUGAAAAACACCAGCGUAGACAUGAGCGGGGCGGUGAAGUUCACCAUGGGCAAGGCCAAAAGCAGCGCCACACUCACUGUAAUGGAAAAGUAAGGGGGGGGGGGGAGAAAGUAAAGCAUUGACUU
This is a messenger RNA of Labrus bergylta (ballan wrasse), 6101 nucleotides long. The record is from RefSeq and is a predicted model, not a curated record. NCBI's taxonomy places the organism in Eukaryota, Metazoa, Chordata, Actinopteri, Labriformes, Labridae.